AUGGCCUUUCUCUGCAAGGGAAUACGCGUGCCUCUGUCAACGCCUACCCAACGCUGGAUCCACCCUGUUGUCAGAACAGCAAUUGUAACGGGUUCGAGUCGUGGAAUCGGUGAGGCUAUCGUCCGUCGCCUAGCAGCCGAAGAUUAUGCUGUCACAGUCAAUGAUGUUGCCGCCAACAAGCCUGGUGUGGACAAAUUGGUCGCUGAGCUAAACGACACGUUUGGCAAGGGUACGUCCACCGGAAUCAUUGCGGAUGUGACCUCGUCUUCCGAGGUAAAAUUCAUGAUCCAAGAGUCUGUCAAGCGCCUUGGCCCUUUGACGGUCAUGGUCGCCAACGCCGGCAUUGCUGGCGUUGGUGCUGCACUCGAGCUAUCAAAUGAAGACGUCGCACAGACGAUGAGCGUUAACUUCACCGGCGUCUGGAACUGCUACACCCAUGCUGCCCGGCAGAUGAUCGCCCAAGGACCUGUCCACGAAGGCAGCACUGGAUACAAGAUCCUGGGCGCUUCGUCGAUUGCAGCAUAUAAGCCGUUCCCUCUUCUGGCUCACUACUGUGCAUCCAAAGGUGCCGUGAGGAGCUUGACCCAGGUGUUCGCCAUCGAGAUGGCCCAGCACAAGAUCAAUGUGAACUGUUACGCGCCUGGGAUUGUAGGAACGUCUAUGUGGGAGGAUAUUGAUAGGACGCUGGGCAAGAUGCAGGGCCGCGCGGAGGGGGAGACGGUUCAGAAAUAUGUGAAAGAGUUGACGGCCAUGGGGAGAGUGAGUGUGCCAGACGACGUCGCUAAGGUCGUAGGGGGAUUCCUAUGUGGACCUGACUCAGACUUUGUGACGGGUCAAAAUAUCAUUGUCGAUGGAGGGAUCGUUUUUUCCUAA
Ilyonectria robusta is the source of this 873-nucleotide messenger RNA. RefSeq names its product acetoin dehydrogenase. Bases 1 to 873 code for a protein of 290 amino acids. The transcript has 3 exons. The record is from RefSeq and is a predicted model, not a curated record. NCBI's taxonomy places the organism in Eukaryota, Fungi, Ascomycota, Sordariomycetes, Hypocreales, Nectriaceae. Gene Ontology annotation, molecular function: oxidoreductase activity, acting on the CH-OH group of donors, NAD or NADP as acceptor.